AUGUCGUCCGUCAACAAAUCACCUCUGAAUUUGAUCCUUGGGGUCCAAAGCGUUGGUGACACGUCCGCCGAUCCAAUGGCACGUUUCUACACCCCCGAAGAAGUGAAUGGCUUCCUCGACAUCUUUCUCCAACGCGGCUACAACCACCUAGACACCUCGCGCAUGUACUCACCCAACGCCCCGGGAAGCUCCGAAGCCCGGCUCGGAGCCGCCGGUGCCGGGGAGAGAUUCAUCAUCGACACAAAAGUUAUGUCAUGGGCGUUCAAACACACCACGGACAACGUCCUGAGCGAGAUCGACGCCUCGCUCGAGGCUUUGAAGGUCAAGCAGAUCAACACGGAGUUCCUGCACAUACCUGACCGGACCACGCCGUUUGAAGAGGCCUGCGUCGCCAUGGACCAGGCAGUCAAGGAGGGCAAAGUGAAGAAAUGGGGCCUCUCCAACUACACCGCCGGGGAAGUCAGGCAAUUCCUCGACAUAUGUGAGGCGCGCGGCCUUGUCAAGCCCAGCGUCUACGAAGGCCCCUACAACCCCAUCAUGCGGGGCGGCGAAAAGGAGCUCUUCCCGAUCCUGCGGGAGAACGGGAUCGACUUUAAUGCGUACAGUCCUGCCGCGUCGGGAUUCUUCGCUGGCAACCACAAAACUGCCAGACCAGGCGGACGGUUCGACGAAUCGUUACCCGCGGGUGCAGCAUGGUCCAUGAUCUACAAGAAGCCGUCCAUCGUGGCUGCGGCCGACAAGGCGGUUGCCGUCGCGUCGAAGCAUGGUGUCAGCGGGCACGCAGCUGCUCUGCGGUGGACGGUUUACCACGGUAUCCUGAGCAAGGAGCAUGGCGAUUCCGUCAUCGUUGGUGCUUCCAGUCGAGAGCAGCUUGAGGCUAACUUGGACAUAAUUGAGCAGGGCCCUCUUCCCCAAGAGGUCGUAUUGGCUCUCGACGCUGUGCACGAGGAGAUUGGGUCCGAGGUUUCGUACCAUAUGUAG
Messenger RNA from Colletotrichum higginsianum IMI 349063, 981 nucleotides. RefSeq names its product Aflatoxin B1 aldehyde reductase member 2. The coding region runs from base 1 to 981 and encodes 326 amino acids. NCBI's taxonomy places the organism in Eukaryota, Fungi, Ascomycota, Sordariomycetes, Glomerellales, Glomerellaceae. The transcript has 3 exons. Gene Ontology annotation, molecular function: oxidoreductase activity. The record is from RefSeq and is a predicted model, not a curated record.